AUCGAUGAGUCUGUUAAUUGCUGUCGCCUUUUGCCCACAGCCGGCUACGACCAGUUUCUGCUGAGUCAGUUGGCCAUCGUGCCCGAGAGUCUGUACAACCGGAUCGCCGCCGUCGACCGACUUACCAACGUCGAGGGGGUCCGUCUGCCGCCGCAGCCACGAGUCGGCUGGCGUCUGGUGGCCGGUUCCAGUCGAGCUCUGCCGCAACCCGCCGGGCUGGUGCCUGCGGAGGAAGCGCGAGUGCCGACUCGGCCGAUCUCUCCAACCGCAACCGCAACCGCAACCGCAACCGCAAUUGCGAAUGGCGGCGCAUCUGCCGCCGGGGCCGUCUUGAGUUGGCCGGCGUGGGCGGGAGUCUGCUCGGACGCCUUCGGUCGGUACCAAAAUGCACCGUCGUCCGAUCAACCGCCCGUUCAGCCGGUCGACCGGCCCGGCUCGGAUUGGUCACCGUUGGCGCCCACUGCGCGAUCCGCUGCCCGUUGCCACGGCGACGAGCGGACGCCUCAGCUUCAGGUCACUCUGAACGGCAGCCUGUUUGCGCUCGACUGUCUGUUGGCCGACACCGCAUGGCCCGGACAUGUGCACCGAGCCCUGUUGCCGCACUGGCCGGUCACCCUCAGAAUGCGCAUCUUCUUUGUCCGACGCCAGUCGACCGACUGUGGUGACUCCAUUGCCGCCUGCUUCAGAGCCACUCGCCUCACAAGUACGUAUCACCUCAUCCUUUCACUCGUUCGUCAUUUUUUUUUUAUUUUCGCCUUGAAUUUCACUCUUCAUCGCCUCGCUUGA
Protopolystoma xenopodis is the source of this 786-nucleotide messenger RNA. The record is from the annotation of a GenBank genome assembly. NCBI's taxonomy places the organism in Eukaryota, Metazoa, Platyhelminthes, Monogenea, Polystomatidea, Polystomatidae.